Ilyonectria robusta is the source of this 1374-nucleotide messenger RNA. RefSeq names its product globin-like protein. Gene Ontology annotation, cellular component: intracellular anatomical structure. The transcript has a single exon. Gene Ontology annotation, biological process: cellular response to nitrosative stress; nitric oxide catabolic process. Bases 1 to 1374 code for a protein of 457 amino acids. The record is from RefSeq and is a predicted model, not a curated record. Gene Ontology annotation, molecular function: heme binding; nitric oxide dioxygenase [NAD(P)H] activity; oxygen binding. Lineage: Eukaryota; Fungi; Ascomycota; Sordariomycetes; Hypocreales; Nectriaceae.
AUGGCUUUGUCUUACCAACAGAGCAAGCUCAUCCGGGGCACCAUCCCGGCUCUCACCGACCAUGGAGAGCGUAUCACCACCAUCUUCUACCGCAACAUGCUGAGGGACCACCCCGAGCUCAACGACUACUUCAACACCGUCAACCAGGCCAACGGUCGUCAGCCCCGUGCCCUCACUGCUGUUAUCCUCAGCUACGCCCAGAACAUCAACCACAUUACCGAGCUCAUCCCCAAGAUGGAGCGCAUGUGCCACAAGCACUGCUCCCUGGGCAUCAUGCCCCAACACUACGCCAUCGUAGAGAAGUACUUGAUUGCCGCCUUCGCUGAGGUUCUCGGAGCUGCUAUGACUCCCCAAGCGAGAGAAGCUUGGGUCAAGGCUUACUGGAUGCUCGCCAAGAUGCUCAUCGGCCGCGAGGCCCAGCUCUACCGCGACUUCGAUAAGUGGCAGGGCUACCGCAAGUUCCGCAUUGAGAAGAAAGUUGAGGAGUCUGAGGACAUCUACUCUUUCUACCUCGUCCCUGUUGAUGGCAAACGCCUGCCUAGCUUCUUGCCUGGCCAGUAUGUUUCCGUCCAGGUCAAGAUCGCCGAGAAGGGCUACCUUCAGUCUCGCCAGUAUUCUCUCAGUGACGCUCCCCGACCUGACUACUACCGCAUCACCGUCAAGCGUGACCAAGGCAUCCACAUGAGCCGUUCUGGCCGCUUCCUGGGCGGUGCCGCCCUCACUCCUGGUGUCAUGUCCAACCUCCUCAUUGACAUGAAGGAAGAAGGUGACCUCGUUGAGCUCACCCACCCCGCCGGCGAGUUCUUCCUCGACACCAACAACACCUCCAACGUCCCCAUCGUCCUCAUCUCCGCCGGCGUUGGUGUCACUCCCAUGAUGUCCAUCCUCAACACCGUCUCAGAGCGCCAGCCCCACCGCCCCGUCUCUUGGAUCCACGGAUCCCGUCGAUCUGUCCCCUUCUACGACCAGAUCCGCCGCAUCUCCCGCAACCGCCCUAACUUCCGUUGCAACAUCUUCAAGACCCACCUUGCCGAAUCUGAUGUCUAUGGCGUCAACUACGAUCACGACUUCCGGGUGGACCUCGCCAAGGUCGAUAAGGAUGACCUGUGGCUGUGCAACGGUUCUGCUGAGUACUAUGUCUGCGGCCCUGAGCAGUUUAUGCUUGAGAUGGCUGAGUACCUCAAGUCUAAGAAGGUCGACUCCUCCAGAAUCAAGUUUGAACUCUUCAGCACUGGUGACAUGGAGUUCAAGGUUGACAACCUGAGCAUCAUCUCUAGCAGCGACAGCAGCUCUGGGCCGAGAACCUCAAGCUCCGAAGCUGCCUGCCCCGUCAGCGGCGCGAGCUCGCUCGCUGGUGCCUGCCCCUUCAAAUAA